Molecule: messenger RNA, 8015 nt
Organism: Centruroides sculpturatus (bark scorpion)
Lineage: Eukaryota; Metazoa; Arthropoda; Arachnida; Scorpiones; Buthidae
Product: filamin-A-like
Exons: 39
Coding region: 202-7395 (2397 amino acids)
Biological process (GO): actin cytoskeleton organization
Molecular function (GO): actin filament binding
Source: RefSeq, a predicted model, not a curated record
AUCCACGACGCCAUUGGUCGACAGAGUUGGGGGUAGGGUUUCCUCCCUUGUGAGUAACUUUGGAGAAGUAACUAUAGAUAGACAUCGCUUUGACUAGUUUAUCGAAAGGAAUAGCGUUACUUUUUAGCGAUAUACACACACCAUUGACACCGGGUCACGUGACUUGAGCGACCAGUGGAGUGGCAAACAGCCGGAGCGACCAUGCAAUCGCCAGAAGAGAAGUCGGCGGGACAAGUCCCGGCAGAAGGCGAGGAGGACGAAAUGGAGAGAGACCUAGCCGAGGAUGCUGCUUGGAAACGGAUUCAGCAAAAUACAUUUACCAGAUGGGCCAAUGAACAUCUUAAAACUGCUAAUAAAAACAUCAAUAAUUUAGAAACAGAUCUUUCGGAUGGUUUACGUCUAAUAGCUUUAGUUGAGGUAUUAUCCGGUAAAAAGUUACCAAAACAUAACAAGAGACCAAAUUUCAUAUCUCAGAAGUUAGAAAACGUUUCGGUUGCACUGAAAUUCUUAGAAGACGACGAAGGAAUUAAGAUCGUUAACAUUGAUAGUAGUGAUAUUGUGGAUUGCAAGUUAAAGUUAAUUUUGGGUUUAAUAUGGACGCUUAUCCUCCAUUAUUCCAUCUCUCUUCCCAUGUGGGAAGGAGAAGAAUUUGGCGACAAAACAGGUCCAUCUCCUAAGCAGCGUUUACUGGGAUGGAUUCAGAGUAAAUUACCAGAUGUGCCUAUUAACAAUUUCACAUCUGAUUGGAAUGACGGUAGAGCUGUCGGAGCUCUUGUGGAUGCUGUGGCUCCAGGUCUGUGUCCUGACUGGCCAGAUUGGACACCAGCUAAUGCACUUAAAAAUGCAAAAGAAGCUAUGGAUUUAGCAGAUAAAUGGCUUGGAAUUCCUCAAUUGGUCAAGCCAGAAGAAAUGGUCAAUCCAAAUGUUGAUGACCUAUCAAUGAUGACAUAUUUGUCUCAAUUUCCAAGUGCCAAGCUUAAACCAAAUGCUCCUCUUCGUCCUCGAACCAAUCCUAAUCGUGUUCGAUGCUAUGGUCCUGGUAUUGAACCAUCAGGUGUAAAUGUUGGUGCUCCAACUAACUUCACUGUAGAAACUUUCAGUGCUGGUAAAGGCGAUGUUAAAGUAGUAGUUGAAAAUCCAAAAGGACAACCAGUGCCAGUAGAGAUAAAAUUCAAUGAUGAUCGUAGCAAGACAUAUACUGUUACAUAUACUGCCAAAAUGGAAGGAGUACAUAAGGUAAAAGUUUAUUUUGCAAAUAAAGAAGUGCCAAAAAGUCCAUUCAGUGUCACGGUUGAAGGUCACGCAGGUGAUCCAAAAAAAGUUACAGCAAGUGGACCUGGAUUGGAACCUACUGGUGUCAUGAUUGGUCGCCCAACAUAUUUUGAUAUUUUCACAAAAGAUGCAGGUCGAGGUCAAGUAGAAGUUAAAAUUUUAGAUCCUCAAGGAAAUAGAAAUACUGUACCAUGCAGAGUACGAAAAAUUGCAGAUGAUGUUCAUCGUUGUGAAUAUGUUGCUCAAACUGUAGGUUUACAUUCUGUGAAUGUAUUCUUUGCUGGACAACAAAUUCCUAACAGUCCUUUUGGAGUUAAAGUGACACCAGUUUGUGAUGCUCGCAAAGUUCGAGCAAGUGGUCGUGGUCUGCAACCUAAUGGAGUGAGAGUCCGUGAUAUGGCUGAUUUCAAAGUAUAUACAGAAAAUGCUGGUGAAGGUGUACUUAAUGUAAAAGUAAUUGGGCCAGGUGGUGCAACUGAGCAUGUAGAUGUCCGAAAAAUUGAUGAAACAACUUAUGAAUGCAUUUAUCGACCAAUGAAGGAAGGUCGUUAUGUGGUCACAAUCACUUAUGAAAAUCAAGAGAUAAAUGGUAGUCCUUUUGAAGUCAAUGUUGGUCCAUUUAAAGAUUCAAAAAUUCGUGCAUAUGGACCUGGUCUCGUAGGUGGUGUUGCUGGUUAUCCAGCAUGUUUCACAGUUGAAACUAAUGGUGAAACUGGAUCUUUAGGAUUUUCUAUUGAAGGACCAUCACAAGCAAAAAUUGAAUGUCAUGAUAAUCGUGAUGGUUCUGCAGAUGUAAAAUAUUAUCCACCUACACCUGGUGAAUAUGCAGUUCAUAUUUUAUGUAAUAAUGAAGACAUUCCAAAAUCACCUUAUAUUGUUCAAAUCCUUCCAAAAACUGAUUACUUCCCUGAAAAGGUAGAAGCAUAUGGUCCAGGAUUACAAAAGUCAGGUGUUGUUCAGGGUCAACCAACAGAAUUUACAAUUGAUAAAAGAAAGGCAGGAGGAAAUGCUCCACUUAAUGUAACUAUUACAGAUGAAGAAUAUAGACCAGUAGACUUGAAAAUUCAAGAUAACAAAGAUGGAACCUAUAAAUGUAGUUACAAACCAACUAAAAAUAAUAAGCAUACUGUACAAAUAAAUUAUGGUGGAGUUGCUAUACCUAAAAGUCCAUUUAGGGUCCAAGUGUCUGAACCUACUGAUGCAGGUAAAGUUAAAGUAUUUGGACCAGGAGUAGAAAAAGGAGUUAAGGCUCAAACACCUACACAUUUCAACAUUGAUUGUCGAGAUGCGGGACCAGGUGCUAUAAAAGUGAAACUUACAGAUGAAAAAGGAAACACCAUUCCAGUUAAAUUGCAGGACAAUGAAGAUGGAACAUAUACUUGUGAUUAUGUUGCCCCAAAUCCAGGAAAUUAUAAAGUUAGUGUAUCUUAUGCUAAUAUGGAAAUUCCAAACAGUCCUAUUAAAGUUACUGUAGGUUCAAAAGUUGAUGUCAGCAAAAUAAAAGUGGAUGGUCUUGAACCAACGGCUCCUAUCAACUCCCUGCAGCAGUUCAGAGUGAUCACCCAAGGUGCGGGAGGAAGCCAUGCAGAUUUUUCCAUUACCAUCACGAGUCCUUCUGGCCGGAAGAUUCAAGCGCAUGUUAUCCCUACUGCGGAAGGCUUCUUGGUGAACUUCACACCAACAGAACUUGGCGAAUAUCUUCUGAUCAUCUCAUUUGGAGGAACUCCACUUUCACCACAUCCUUUCAGAAUGACGUGCAUGUAUCCCGUUGACCAUAACAAAGUUAGAGCUUUUGGACCUGGUUUAAGUAAAGGACAGGUUAAUCGACCUGCUGAAUUUAUGAUUGACACGAGAGGUGCUGGACAAGGAAAUUUGGGUGUUACGGUCGAAGGUCCAUGUGAAGCUGCCAUAAACUGUCGUGAUAACGGAGAUGGAACUUGUUCAGUUGUAUAUUUUCCCACUGAAGUUGGAGAUUACAAUAUUAAUAUCACCUUCAAUAAUCUACACAUUCCAGGAUCACCAUUUACAGCAAUCAUGAUGACUGAUGUUGAUGUCCGGAACAUCAGGGUGAUGGGCAGCGGCAUUCAGCCCCAGGGUGUAUUCUUGGAUUCGCCGACGGAUUUCAUUGUCGAUGCUCGAGCAGUUUCAAAAAGAAGUGAUGCUAAAGUUCAAUGUACAAUUACAAAUCCAUCUGGAACGAGAACUGAUUCAUUAGUUCAUAGUUUGAAUGACGGUACUUACCGAAUCUGUUAUACUCCAUUUGAAGAAGGUAGACACACAAUAGAUAUAUCAUAUGAUGGUGUUCCAGUACCAGGAAGUCCAUUUAAAGUAAAUGUGAUGAGAGGUUGUGAUCCACGAAAAUGUAAAGCAUUCGGUCCAGGAUUGGAGCAUGGUAUAGUUAAUCAAGUAAAUACGUUUACAGUUGAAACAAAAGGGGCAGGAAGUGGUGGUUUAGGAUUAGCAAUUGAAGGUCCAUCUGAGGCUAAAAUGACAUGUAGAGAUAAUCGAGAUGGCUCGUGUACAGUUGAGUAUAUACCAACUGAAGAAGGUCAAUACGAUAUUGGUAUUAAGUUUGCUGAUCAACAUAUAUCUGGAAGUCCAUUUAAGAUUCCUGUUACUCAAGACGUUGAUGCUUCUAAGGUGAAAGCUUAUGGUCCUGGUGUAGAACCUAAUAAUUGUCGUGCUGGAGUUCCUCUAUCUUUUACUGUUGAUGCCAAGAAAUCUGGAAAGGCUCCUCUUGAUGUUGAUAUUCAGACUGAUAGAGGUCCUUUACCUAAAAAACCAGAUAUCAAAGAUAAUAGAGAUGGAACAUACACUGUUACUUAUUUUCCUCCUCCAGAAAAUAGCAAAUGCAAUGUAAAUGUUAAAUAUGGUGGCAAACCCAUACCUGGAAGUCCAUUCCAAAUGAAAGUGAAACCAAAGGUAGAACCUCAAAAAGUGAAAUUGCAUGGUCCUGGAGUUAGUAAUAAGGGUGUGCCAGCUAGUAUUCCUGCCGAAUUUACCAUUGAUGCUAAAGAUGCUGGUUUUGCAGAACCAGAAGUCUCUAUUAAAGGUCCUGACGGAAGACCUUGUAAAGCCAAAAUUGUUAAUAAUAAUGAUGGCACCUAUAAAGUAACAUAUGUACCUGAUGAUGUCGGACCAUAUAAUAUUUCAGUUAAAUAUGGAGGUCAAGAAGUGCCAAAUUCACCAAUGAUGGUCAACAGUUUUCCAGUAGGACAUCCUGAAAAAUGCAAAAUAACAGAGGGCAAACAGGAAAAACUUCAAAUUGGUGAAGAAUAUUGUAUAACAGUAAACUCUCAGCAAGCUGGUACUGGAGCAGUAACUUGUCGUAUUACUAGCACUACUGGAGCAGAUUCAGAUGUUGAUAUCCAAGUAGAAGAUAAUGGUGAUGGAACAUUCUCAUUAUUUUAUACUGUGAAAGAUACUGGCCAAUACACAAUUAGUAUUAAAUUUGGUGGUCAACCUAUACCUGGUGGUGUAUUUACUGUUAAUGCUGUCACUGAAGAGGUCCAUAAGAAAACAACAGUUAAACAGACCACAACUACAAAAACAGAAUAUCGCUGUGUUCAGUUACAGAAUAUCCCUAUCCCAUCUGUCAAAGGAAAGGUUACAGCUGAAGUCAUCAUGCCAUCUGGAAAACAAGAUAAGCCUGUUGUUGUUGAUAAUAAAGAUGGUACGGUUAGUGUGAAGUAUGAUCCAAAAGAAGAAGGUCUUCAUGAAUUGCAUGUUAAAUAUAAUAAUGAACAUAUUCAGGGUAGUCCAUUUAAAUUCCAUGUUGAUACUAUAACUAGUGGUUAUGUAACUGCUUAUGGUCCUGGUUUAACACAUGGUAUUGCUGGUGAAUCAUGCAAUUUUACCAUCUACACAAAGGAAGCUGGUGCAGGUGGUCUUUCAGUUGCAGUUGAAGGACCUUCUAAGGCAGAAAUAAGUUGUAAUGAUAAUAAGGAUGGAACAGUUGGAGUUUCAUAUCUUCCAGUAGCUCCUGGAGAAUAUAAAAUUAUGGUGAAAUUUGCAGAUAAACAUAUUAAAGGAAGUCCUUUCACAGCUAAGAUUACAGGUGAAGGACGUAAACGUAAUCAAAUUUCUGUGGGUCACUCUAGUGAGGUUUCAUUAAAGGUCCAAGAAAAAGAUAUUAAAAAUUUGAAUGCCAGUAUUGUUGCUCCAUCUGGUUUAGAAGAACCAUGUUAUCUUAAAAAACUUCCUAAUGGCCACUUAGGAAUUUCAUUUACACCUCGAGAAGUAGGAGAACAUUUGGUAAAUGUUAAAAGAGUAGGAAAACAUAUUCAAGGUAGCCCAUUUAAUAUUAAUGUCCUGGAAAGAGAAGUAGGAGAUGCAACUAAAGUGAAAGUAUCUGGAAAUGCUUUAAAGGAAGGCAAAACUCACACAGAAAAUGAAUUCAAAAUUGAUACAAAAGAAGCAGGUUUUGGUGGAUUGAGUUUAUCCAUUGAGGGACCUAGCAAAGCAGAUAUUAAAUGCAAAGAUAAUGAAGAUGGAACGUUAGCUGUUACAUACAAACCUACAGAGCCUGGUUAUUACAUUAUCAAUCUUAAAUUUGCUGAUCAUCAUAUUCCAGGAAGUCCUUACACAGUUAAAGUAUCUGGAGAAGGUAGUAACAUUCAAAGAGAAAAUAUUAAGAAACAAAGAGAAGCUCUUCCAGUUACAGAAGUUGGUUCACAGUGUAAACUUACAUAUAAAUUACCAGGAACAAAUGCAUUUGAGAUGGCAGCAAAAGUAACAUCUCCAAAUGGAGAGACUGAAGAUGCAGAAAUAAUGGAUUUAGAAGAUUGCUUAUAUGCUGUUAACUUUGUACCAAAAGAAGUUGGUGUACAUAUUGUUAGUGUUCGCUAUAAGGAUAUCCACAUACCUGGUUCACCUUUUCAAUUUACUGUCGGUCCUCUUAGUGAUUCUGGUGCCCACAGAGUUCAUGCUGGUGGACCAGGAUUAGAACGUGGUUGUGCUAAUGAGCCAUGUGAGUUUAAUGUAUGGACACGUGAAGCUGGUGCUGGAAGUCUUGCCAUCUCUGUGGAAGGACCAUCAAAAGCUGAAAUUGAUUUCAAAGAUCGUAAAGAUGGUUCUUGUUAUGUUUCAUAUGUUGUGUCAGAACCUGGUGAAUACCGUGUUGGUAUUAAGUUCAAUGAUCGUCAUAUUCCUGACAGUCCUUGCAAAGUUUAUAUCAUGCCUCAAGUGGGUGAUGUUAAUAAAAUCAUGUUAGGUCAGGUACCAGAUGAUUUACAAAUAAAUAAGCCCGUUGCUUUCUAUAUUCAAAUGAAUGGUGCUAAAGGAAGUUUGGAUGGUAAAGUUCUUGCACCAUCUGGAGUAGAAGAUGACUGUUUCAUUAUUCCAAUUGAUGAAGAUCAGUGGGCUUUAAGAUUUGUUCCCCAAGAAAAUGGCAUUCACCAAAUUCAUAUUCGCUGUAAUGGAAUUCACAUUCCUGAAAGUCCUUUCCGUGCCCGUGUUGGAAAAGAUGAUGCUGAUCCUGCUGCUGUCAAUGCUACUGGAAAUGGUUUAAAAGAAGCAAAAACUGGUGCCAAAAGUGAUUUUAUCAUUGACACAUGUAGUGCUGGAGCUGGCACAUUAGCUGUAACAGUAGAUGGUCCAUCAAAAGUAGCAAUGGAUUGUACAGAAGUUGAAGAAGGUUAUAAAGUCCGGUAUACUCCACUUGCUCCAGGAGAUUAUUAUGUCACUAUAAAAUAUAAUGGUUACCAUAUUGUUGGAAGUCCUUUCAAAGUGAAAUGUACAGGAAAUGCUGUUGCAGAAGUAGGUUCUAAAGAAACAUCUACAGUAGUUGUAGAAACUGUUACCAAACAUGCUAAACAAAGAGCAGAUGUAUUGCCACGAUUUAAAUCUGAUGCUUCUAAGAUUACCAGCAAAGGAAUGGGUCUGAAAAGGGCUUUCCUUCAUAAACAAAAUCAGUUUCAAAUUAAUGCCGGUAGUGCAGGCAACAAUGUUUUAUACUGUGCCGUUUACGGUCCUAAAGGUCCUAGUGACGAAGUAUUUGUAAAACAUUUGGGUUGCAAUAUGUAUCAAGUUUCUUAUACAGUUAAAGAACGUGGUGAUCAUGUAGUCAUUAUUAAAUGGGGCGAUGAAAAUAUCCCAGGAAGUCCUUUCAGAGUGGAAGUAUGAGCAAUGAAGACUCGAUAGAAGCUUUGCUCUUUUCAUACUGCCUUUAUAUGUUUGUUCAAUGACUGCAAUUUAAAAAAUCAAAAAAAAAAUAAAAUUAAAACCCUUUGUUUCUUUUUAUUAUAUGUAUGAAAGUGGGGGAAAAUUAUUAUUUAAAAUUAUAAAAUGUGAUAAUUUUUUUGCAGUCACUUGUACAGAUUUGUGUGUAUGAGAUAAGUCCUUCCCCAUCAGGUGAUAUUAAUUCAAGUGCUUCUGUGUAGUUGGUAUAUAAAAUAACACCUUUACAGUUGUUUAUUCCAAGAUAUGUGGCAUUUCUUUACUGAUGUGUAAUUCUUUCAACAGAGAAUUUUUAUUGUUGAAGAUGUUGCUAAAUUUCUUAAGCUAGAUUUAUUUUAGUGCCAUAAUUAUUUAAAUGCUUUUUUAUUAUGAAAAAUUCCAGAUAUAAUGUAUAGUUUAUUACCAUAAUUACAGUAUUUGCUAUGUUAACAGUCAUGGUGCAAGCAAAGAUACUUAAAUUUGUUUUGAAAAUUUAUAAAUUAAACUUCCCAAUUUUAUAGAAAAUGGGGUAGGGCUAUUGUUGAAUUCAUUUUUUGACUAAUAAAUGCAAAAAAUACUGUACAUCA